Messenger RNA from Helianthus annuus (common sunflower), 315 nucleotides. Its product is annotated as velvet complex subunit B-like. The coding region runs from base 1 to 315 and encodes 104 amino acids. The record is from RefSeq and is a predicted model, not a curated record. Lineage: Eukaryota; Viridiplantae; Streptophyta; Magnoliopsida; Asterales; Asteraceae. The transcript has a single exon.
AUGAACUUUCUUCACCCUAAACCACCCGCCGCCACCACCACCCAUGACAAACACAGCCAACUACCACCACCACCACCACAUACUACCACCAACACCCAUGACAAACACAGCCAACUACCACCACCACCACCACAUACUACCACCAACACCCAUGACAAACACUGCCAACCACCACCAACUACUACCACCAACACCCAUGACAAACACUGCCAACCGCCACCACCACCUGCCUCCACAACCACCACCAGCACCACCUGUCACCGCCAACCACCACCACCACCCGCUACCAUCCACCACCAACACCACCUACCAUAA